Molecule: messenger RNA, 2709 nt
Organism: Polychytrium aggregatum
Lineage: Eukaryota; Fungi; Chytridiomycota; Chytridiomycetes; Polychytriales
Product: OPT oligopeptide transporter protein-domain-containing protein
Exons: 2
Coding region: 348-2672 (774 amino acids)
Biological process (GO): transmembrane transport
Molecular function (GO): oligopeptide transmembrane transporter activity
Source: RefSeq, a predicted model, not a curated record
CAUCACUCGCUCUGUCCAUCCUCGGCAUGGCCGACACCUCGUUGCCGCCGAUAACAACGGCAGGCACAGUUGCACUGCCGCUUUUCAGGGCACCAGCCCCGCCAAGGUCCCCAUCGCUCGCCGUCGCCGCCAUGAAGGAAAUCGUCCUCGUUUUUUUUUUUUCCUUGGUCUGAACACCUCUUUCUUGAACCCGGGCCAUUGGCGAUGACGAAAGCCGCACCAGAGCCGCACCAAAAUCGUAUCAGAGCCCCAUGGUCAAGCACACGUCUCCGUCUAUAUAGCCCAACGCUACCGCCACCAUGAGCCGCCGUCAAUAGACUCGCCAUCCUCGAGGUCGUCUGUGCACCAUGGCCGAGUAUCACCACGACCACCGCAACAGCGCCUUCCGGAUCAAAAGCCAGGAUGAGGACGGCGUCUUUGCCAUCGUCACCUACGACCAGGACGAUGCCGAGUUUGACGACACCGAGAACGCCCUGAGCCAGAUCAGCUCCGUCGUUCCCACCACCGACGACCCCUCGACCCCCUGCUUCACCAUCCGCGCACUGUUUUUGGCCGUCUUCUUCGCCGCAUUGACUUCGGCCGUCAAUGUCGUCCUCAGUUUCCGCACCAACGCCUUUACCGUCCCGGCAUAUGUCUCUGUGAUUGUCUCGUACCCAAUGGGUAUCUUUCUCGCCAAAAUUCUGCCCGACGUUCGCUUCAAGCUCUUUGGUGUCGAGAACUCGCUCAACCCCGGCCCCUUCUCUGUCAAGGAGCACGUCCUGAUCUACAUCAUGUCGAACUCAAACACGCCGUAUGGCAUCGACAAUGUCGUCGGCCAGAUCGCCUCUGUCUAUCUCAACGACACUGCCAUCAAGCUCUGGCAUUCGAUCCUGUGGAUUCUCGCCACCCAGUGUCUCGGCCUUGGACUUGCCGGCAUGGCCCGCGAGUUCCUGGUCAAGCCUGCCGCCAUGUAUUGGCCCGGCAACAUGGGUAUCCUUGCCAUGUUUGCCUCCUUCCACGGGACGGGCGAGCAGUCGGCCAGCUACAGCUCCAAGUACUCCAUGUCCCGCUUCCGCUUCUUCUGGCUCGCCUUCAUUGCCUACAGCGUCUGGGCCGUCGUUCCCACCUUUAUCGCUCCAGCCCUCAGCAGCAUCGCAGUUCUGUGCUUCUUUCGCGCCGGAAAGAAUAGCCUCACCAACAUCUUUGGCUCGGCCACCAAGGGCGUUGGCCUCAUGGCCCUCACUCUCGACUGGUCCCAGUUCAACGGCUACAUCCAGCCCUUGACCACCCCCUUCUGGGCCAACUGCGUCCUGCUCUUUGGCUAUGUCGUCUGGGCAUGGAUCGUUGUCCCUAUCGCCUAUGUCAAAAACCUGUGGGACGCAAAGUCCAUCGGCUGCCCCCAGCCCGGCCCCAACGGCUGCGGGUUUCUGAACGGCAAUGGCCUCUUCAACGGCUCGUCCCUGGGCCAGAGACUCAACGGCCAUAUCCUCCUCGACCCCACCACCUUUGAGCUCGACCCCGCCAAGUAUGCCUCAGCCGCCCCCGUCCAUCUCGGCAUGACCUUUGUGAUCGUGUACGUGACCUCGUUCAUCACCAUCUCCUCGUCCGUCACCCACGUCGCCCUCUGGUACGGCAAGGACAUUGUGCAGCAGGCCCGAGUUGCCAUGAAACAAGUCCGUCACCACUCGGAUUACCCGGAUGUCCACAACAAGCUCAUGGCCGCGUAUCCCGAAGUCAGCAACUGGGUCUACCUCUUGAUCCUGUUGAUCUCGACCGUCUUGAUGUUUAUCGUUGGCCUUGCAACCCCAUACCGUCUCCAGUGGUGGGGAGUCGUUCUGGCCAUCGCCAUGGGUGUCCUCUUUGUCAUUCCUCUCACUACUAUCACCGCCCUCUCGGGCCAGUACAUCGGAUUGAAUGUCCUGACCGAGUUUGUGAUCGGCAUGUUGACCCCGGGCCAACUCGUUCCCGUCAUGUCCUUCAAGUCCCUCGGCUACAACACCAUGAUCCAGGCCCAGACGCUUCUCAACGAUCUCAAGAUCGGCCACUACAUGAAGGUGCCUCCUCGAGCCAUGGUGGCCAGUCAAGUGAUCGGCGCUAUCAUGUCCGCCGUCAUCUGUACCCCCGUCGCGACCGCCUUUACGCUGUCGCCACUCUUUGGCCAAGGCGAGUGGCAGGCAACCGGCCACGGCACCUUUUUUGCGGCGGGCACGAUCUGGGGCGCCAUCGCCCCGGCUCGAUUCUUUGGGCCCGGCGCUCUCUACCACGAUGUUCUGUGGGCUUUCCCGGUCGGAUUUCUGCUGCCGAUCCUCCCCUGGCUCGGCAACAAGAUCUACAAGCACCCGUACUGGCACUUGAUCAACAUCCCCAUCAUGAGCAACUGGGUCGGCCCUCAGAACGGCAACAUGAACUGUGUCCUGGUGACAUUCAUCCUUUCGUUUGUCUUUCAGUUCUACCUCUUCCGCUACAAGAACGAGUGGUGGCGCAAGUACAACUUUGUCCUAUCCGCUGCCCUGGACUCUGGCGCUGGAAUCACCGCUGUAAUGAUUGGUGUCUUGCAGCUCCUUUUUCUGAAGACGAAUGCCAAUGGAAAGGCCGUCGGAGGCUUCAUGAUGCCGAACUGGUUGCUCAACCCUGUUGGUCCAGUGGAUUACUACUGCUUCGAUACGAACUAUCGAGGCGUCUCAGCACCAUGAGAUUUUGGAGCGGUAGGUUCGGGGGUUCUGAUUGUUG